UUUACCACCCAUCCGUCAAGUGUUUCACUCCACGAGUUGUGUAUACGGUUUGAUGAACAAAUUCUAAUCAAUAUUAGUAGUUUUUCUGCAUUUUGUCGCAUAAUUUAUCGUCAAAUCAUAGAAAAAUGAAGCUAUUGACUUACAAUUUCCUAACAUCUAAGUGCAUUCGCGGCGUGAAAGUUGGUUACCCUUUAAAAUUGAACAUCGCUGAGAAAAAAAUUGUUUCGUCGGAUUUCAACUCGGAGUUCAUCUCGCGGAUGAUCCCACGCUUGGAUUGGGAAGCGAUAAAAUUGGCCGCUACUCACGUGGGUGCCGACCUGCCGGCCACCAUUCCGGAGGAUAUUUCUUCGGACACCGAAACCCUACAGAAGCUGCACCACGUCCUGAUGGAGGUAGACGUGGUCGAGGGUACAUUGGAGUGUCCGGAAACAGGGCGGAUUUUCCCCAUAACGGACGGCAUUCCCAACAUGCUACUAAACGAGGACGAGGUCUAGGCUUUUGAAUAAAGAAAUAAGCAGUACAUUAUCGGUUCAAUUACAGUACAUAUACGACUCUCUCUAUUCCAUUGUACAAAUCGGUAACCAUUAGUGAAAUACCUUAUUGUUUUGUCAAGUGCCUCGUUCUGCUAAGUAUUUUCGGUUAUCAUAUAUUAUAGGCUUCGGUUAUAAUUUGACUAUUAUGAGAUUCUAGCUCGUUAAGACGGUGGACGCAAUGGUGUAAUUUUCUCCCGGUUCGAUUGGUUUCUUCCAAUGGGGACGUUGAACAAUGAUUAUUUUCAGAGUUGCAGGCGCAUACGAGGGAGAUUUUUUUUUCACUUUUGGGACGAUUUAGGUACAUUUCGAUCUUUCAUAUUUAGAAUUGAAACGAUUUCUGACAUCUUGCUCGACGUUUGCAGAAUUGUAGGGCGAUUCGUUUCAUGUCGGUUAUUAUCACAUUUAAUUCAACAUUUUUUAUCAUGUAGUUCGAUUGUUUUGGAAUACGUUUGAAUAGCAUUUGCUUAAAUACGAUGAUUACACUUGGUAUAUAGAAUACCUACAGAAAUCGCGCAUUUUGUCCUAACAGAUUAUUGGUAUGCUAUUUGCGGCUAGAUAUUUGAAUAGCUCUAAUCAUUGUCUAGAUUAAAUUGGUGAAUUAAAUCUAUUGAAAUAAUCUGCUA
Armigeres subalbatus is the source of this 1156-nucleotide messenger RNA. RefSeq names its product multifunctional methyltransferase subunit TRM112-like protein (gene Trmt112). Gene Ontology annotation, biological process: tRNA methylation; rRNA (guanine-N7)-methylation; peptidyl-glutamine methylation. The transcript is spliced from 4 exons. Lineage: Eukaryota; Metazoa; Arthropoda; Insecta; Diptera; Culicidae. Gene Ontology annotation, molecular function: protein heterodimerization activity. The record is from RefSeq and is a predicted model, not a curated record. The coding region runs from base 126 to 494 and encodes 122 amino acids.